This is a messenger RNA of Acaulospora morrowiae, 445 nucleotides long. The record is from the annotation of a GenBank genome assembly. NCBI's taxonomy places the organism in Eukaryota, Fungi, Glomeromycota, Glomeromycetes, Diversisporales, Acaulosporaceae.
GAUGGUAGAAAAUUCAUAAAUAACGCUGAUUCCGGAAAAUAUGAUUAUGUGUUGCAUGAUGUGUUUACAGGAGGAUCGGUGCCUUCGGCGUUAUUUUCAGUAGAAGCGUUGGAACAGAUUAAGAGGGUGAUGAAGGAAGGUGGCAUAUUGGCUUUAAACUUUGUUGGAUCAGAGAGAUGGCCACAAGCCGAAAGUUUGGCAUUAGUAACGAACACCAUAAGAUCCGUAUUUCCGUACAUUAAAUGUUUUAAAGAAGGGACACAAGAAGAAGGAUCAUUUCAAAAUAUGGUUUUCUUUGCUUCCACACGCGAAUUGAAGUUUCGACCUCCUGUUGAAGCCGACUUUCUGAAUAGCGACAUGCGAAGAUUCAUGUUGGGGAAUUUCAUGGAAUGGCCAGUGAAUUUGAAGAAAUAUCGGAAUGAUACUGGAAUGAUAACAGAAGCGA